AUGAAGAUCACAUUAACUACAUGGCUCGCAGCAGCCUCCCUUCUCCCUUCCACUUUUGCUUUCCCACAGCUUAGCCCUGAACAGCUCGAAGCUUAUAGACAACAUGCUGAGAGAGCACCUGAAGCUUGCCCAUUCGCCGCUAAACAAGAGGAGCGAGACGCUGGCGAAUGCCCCUUUGCAAAGAAGGAGAAACGAGCUGCCAAGUUUGACGCCAAGAAGCAGCGCAUCAGCGUCAGUGGUCAGCAUGCCUUCCGUGCACCUGAUUUUAAGGCUGGCGACCAGCGAGGCCCAUGUCCUGGUCUCAAUGCCCUCGCCAACCAUGGAUACUUGCCUCACAAUGGUGUCGCAGAUAUGCAGACUAUCAUCCAAGCUACUAAUGAGGUCUAUGGGAUGAGCCUCGACCUGGGAGGCUUCUUAGCUGUCUACGGUACCGUCAUCAAUGGCAAUCCGCUCUCCACAAGUCCAGGCUACUCUAUCGGUGGACCCAGCCGCUUCAGUCAGAACAUCCUCGAUGGUGGUGGCAUCCUUGGUACUCCUUCUGGUCUCAGUGGUAGUCACAACAAGUACGAAAGCGAUGUCAGCUCCACUCGAGGUGAUCUCUACGUAAUCGGAAACAACUUCCACGUUGUUCUCAGCCGCUUUGAAGAAUUCUGGCGCGCCAUCAAACCCAACACACCUGCUCCCAAGCAAUACACCGCCCUUGCCCCGUUCCACUACAAACAGUUCCAGGACUCGGAGAAAACCAACAGCCACUUCUUUUACUCGCCUUUUGCUGGAGUUUUGGUCUCGCCUGCUGGGUACUCCUUCCCUCCUCGGAUGAUGGCCAACCACUCAAGCCAGUAUCCCGAUGGAUAUCUCUCUCGUGAAGUCUUUACCAGCUUUUUCGGUGUCAAGGGAGACAAACCUGGCAACUUCAAGGUCAACCAAGGCUGGGAGCGUAUUCCCGAGAACUGGUACCGCCGGUCGGUAGGCGAUGAGUUCUCCAUCCCUGACUUUCUCCUUGAUGUUCUCGAGCACGCGGCCAAGUACCCUCGUCUUUUGAACAUUGGUGGAAACACCGGCAAGGUCAACAGCUUUGCUGGUGUAGACGUUGGCGAUCUUACCGGUGGUGUCUUUAACGCGGCGGGCCUACUUAAGUCGGACAAUCUCGAGUGUUUCACCAUGCAGAUCAUCAUGGCUGCUGCACCUGAUGUUCUCGGAAGCCAGUUCACUGAUGUCAAGAAGGCUUUGACACCCUUGAGCGAUAAGCUUCGCCAGCUUCUCGCGGGCAAGACGUGCCCCAAACUGCAGAAGUACAACCAUCAGCUGUUUGCCAAGUACCCUGGCUACACAGAGCCGUAUGGCAGUUACGCUGGUGUUUCCAAGGGCACGCUUAAGGGUGUCGUUGAGACGACUAAGGGUAUUCUGGGAGGACUUUGGCCAACUCGCAACUAG
Fusarium venenatum is the source of this 1434-nucleotide messenger RNA. RefSeq lists its product as uncharacterized. NCBI's taxonomy places the organism in Eukaryota, Fungi, Ascomycota, Sordariomycetes, Hypocreales, Nectriaceae. Gene Ontology annotation, molecular function: peroxidase activity. The record is from RefSeq and is a predicted model, not a curated record.